Molecule: messenger RNA, 3044 nt
Organism: Acyrthosiphon pisum (pea aphid)
Lineage: Eukaryota; Metazoa; Arthropoda; Insecta; Hemiptera; Aphididae
Exons: 12
Coding region: 1002-2777 (591 amino acids)
Molecular function (GO): zinc ion binding
Source: RefSeq, a predicted model, not a curated record
CGUUUCUUUGUUUUCUGAUGUUCCGACCUUAGAUCAUAUACUAAAAUCACACGCCACUUUUCGUGUCCCCGACUAUUAAUAGUAUAUGAUCGAAGGUUCCGACUUCAUAUAACAGGUAAACUCACGAUUAAAGAUAUACAGGUUUCUCACAUAGACCUUAUACUAGUAUAAGGUCUAUGGUUUCUCAGAGAAUAUCUUUAAUCGUGGGUAAACUAGAACCCGGUCAGCCUGCUGAUCCAGUGUCGCUUCUAUAUUGAUUAUUGGUGUAUGUCACCUCCAAAUGAUUUUCCCUGCUCCCAAUGACGUAAAUCCGGAAAUGUUUUCGGAAGUUCACAUUUUAAUUGUGUCGUCACAAUUGUGAAAUUCGAUUCAGUCAGUUUCCAGUCGUGUAGCUUGCUUAAAAUUCGUUGUUUAGCAGAAUAUAUUUAGUAUUAAUUUGGAUUUACUAUUUACACUAAUUUGUGUGGGAGUGGGGGGAAGCAGUCGUACCAUACCUAUAGUUACAUGUACGUUAUUACGUAAGACCGUAAGCUAACAACGACGCGUUCCUGCAGUGGGCAGUGGCUACCUGACCUAUUAUAUGGCUUAUUAUUGUUUCACACGUGCGUUGGAAAAUAAGCGGCUUAGAUAAUUUUUGUUGUGUUGAAUUUUAGUUACCUAUACAAUAUUUUCUAUUUAGGUAUAAAUGCGUUCAUCUGGACGAGUAGGCUUUUUCAGAUUCCGAACGAACCGAAAACAACAACAAUAUUAUACCUAUGUCAAUCGCCGACGACGGUUGUCUGUGAUUUGAAUUCUAUCACCGUCGACGGUAAUCGUGUGUGUUUCUAUGGCCAAACACCACUAUUAAUGAUCUUCCUGCCGUGGCUGUCGAUGUCCUGAUUAAAUGUUAUCUGCGACUUGCUCAUCUGCCAACUGCCAAAUACUGUAAUAUUGCGGUGUGCGGACAAGCUACACGAAUUUAAGAUUUGAUACCAAAUUUGUUGAAUUCCGUCCGUCCGACAAUGGCUGAAAUUGUAACAAUAUAUGACAAAGAACUUACACUAGCAGAAUGUGUUGCCUAUCUAAAAUUUGAAAAUUAUGGCUGGCAAACUAUGUACAAAAAUUAUAUGUCAAAUGUUAUUAAAGCUCUUGAUAUUCAUAGUGAUAUAAGUCGUUUGUAUUUGCUUAUCAAACUUGAUGUAACAAAGAAUAACCUCGAUGCAACUCUUUUUAAAAUACAAUAUGAAAACAAAUUAAUUAUAUCUCCUGACGCAGUACAAUUGACUAAAAAUUUAAAAGAUAUUAUACCAGAUGCUGACCCAAUUUACUUGGAUAUAGUUGGAGAAUUUUAUGCCAAUAAUGACAAUAAACUAUAUGAGUUCAUUGAUCAAAUUACAACAAAUAAAAGACACUAUCCUAAACUAAAAGAGUACAAUGAACACGUUAAUCAUUUGGCUAUUGUAAAGAGUUUAAGAAAUGGUUUCACAGUUCAAGAGUUUUUAAAGAUGUGCCCUGAUCCAGUUAAUUACUUCAAAAAUAUAAAAUUGAAUUCAAUGUCCACACAUUAUAAUGAAUCACUGUCUUAUUUAAGUGAAAGGUAUAAUCUUGUUUCAAUGGCUAAGCUCCGCACUGAGUUGCUUAAACAAAAAUACAAUUUAACAAAUACUGUUGAAUCUUUACUAGCUGAUCCUUCACCAGUUUAUUUAAAGAAUAAAAGAAAAUCAUUUGGUAGUCAUCAACUAGUCAAUUACAAGACAACAGAAAAUAUUGAAUUUUUAAAAGAAAUAGCAUACCUUGAUCAUAAAGAUGAAAUUCUGAAUCAUAUAGAGUCUGUAAAAACUGUACAUAGAAUUCAAGUUGAACAAGCUAAGUCUAUUGGCAAGUUAAACACAUGUGGAUGUUGUUUUGAUAAUGAACUAUUAACCAGUGAAGUUUUUUCCUGUCCAGCUGGACAUAUAUUUUGUUCAGCAUGUAUAAAAAAAGGUACAGAAGUUGCUGUUGGUGGAAGUAAGGUAGAUAUUAAAUGCUUUGCUGAUUGUGGUGAGGAAUUUAAUUUAACAAUGAUAAAAAGUAUUGUUGAUGACAAACUAUAUCAACGUAUAAUGAGGUUGAAGCAAGCACAAGAAAUUAAAGCAGCCGACAUUGAAGGACUUGAAACAUGUGCAUUUUGUGAUUACUCUGUUAUUUUGUCUCCUGAUCUCAAAAUUAUUAACUGCUUGAAUCCUGAAUGCAAAAAAGAAACUUGCAGGCAAUGUCGGGAAGAAAGUCAUUUCCCAUACAGAUGUGAUCAAAUUGAAAAAGCUCCAGAAGUAGAAGUUAGAACAAUGAUUGAAAACAAAAUGACUGAAGUACUCAUAAGAAUUUGUUAUAAUUGCAAACGUAAGUUUGUAAAAGAAGACGGAUGCAACAAAAUGACUUGCAGCUGUGGUAAACAAAUGUGCUACAUAUGUAGGAAGCCAGUAGACUCUAAUUAUGCCCAUUUUUACCACCAAGAAGUGAUGGAAAAUAAGUGCCCGUUAUACACAGAUGAAAAUAUUGUACAUACUACUGCUGUAGAAGCUGCUGCUAGAUUAAUAAUAAAUGAACUGAAAAUAAAGAAACCAGAUUUGUUAAGAAAUAUUGAUAUCAAUAAGAUUUUGCCAGCCUUAAAAAAAUCAAAUAACUCUCCAAACAUUCAGGAAUCUGCUUUAGAUAUAAAUAAAGUAGUUGCUACAGUCAUUGGUCAAAACGUAGAAGAUAUUAAUAAUCUCAAAGAUAUGAGAUCAUUGGAACCUAAAGUUAAAAAACGAAGAUAUUAAAUUGCAUUUUAUCAACAGAUUUUAAAUUGCAAAUGUUUAUAAAUGUUACUGAUUACUAAGUGUAAUUUUAAGAUCGGUGUUCUUAAUUUUUAUUUUCAUACUACCAAGUUAUUUGUGUUAUUUAUUUUUUAAUUAUGUCAUAGUCAUUCCUUAUAAUAUAUUAUAAUAUAGUUAAAAGAAAAAUAUUUGUAUGUAAUGUAAUCAAAUUUAAAUUGGAUGUAUUAAUAGAAUAAAAAUAUCAAUACAUUUACCAUUUACUAUCUUAAA